CGAGAGCGCUUGAAUAAGGUCGUUGAAGUUUGUUUGCCAAAUAGGGAGCUUGACGCACUCAUCAUCGAUGCGUUAUUGCACUUCGUCUGUGCUUCCCUAAGCGAGGAUCGGUAUGGUGUGGUUCAAAGGGACAUACCACGCAUCAUCGAAGCUUUCCUCUCGUUUUUAUCUGCAAUCGAGGAGUAUCAGAUGGAAGUGAACGCGAAAUACACACCACCGACGCCCGAUGAACUAUCGCAAGGCGACACGAAAAUAUUGGAAGAAAAAGAGAUGAUCCGUGUAGAAGUUGCCAGAGCGAGCGAUGUACUCGUCGUUGUCUCAGAUGGUUUGUGA
Messenger RNA from Suillus clintonianus, 333 nucleotides. RefSeq lists its product as uncharacterized. The transcript has 2 exons. The annotation marks the transcript as partial. Gene Ontology annotation, molecular function: protein-macromolecule adaptor activity. Gene Ontology annotation, cellular component: spindle pole body; nuclear pore transmembrane ring. Lineage: Eukaryota; Fungi; Basidiomycota; Agaricomycetes; Boletales; Suillaceae. The record is from RefSeq and is a predicted model, not a curated record. Gene Ontology annotation, biological process: spindle pole body localization; nuclear pore organization.